This is a messenger RNA of Syngnathoides biaculeatus (alligator pipefish), 1965 nucleotides long. RefSeq lists its product as uncharacterized. The record is from RefSeq and is a predicted model, not a curated record. The transcript has 8 exons. NCBI's taxonomy places the organism in Eukaryota, Metazoa, Chordata, Actinopteri, Syngnathiformes, Syngnathidae. Bases 386 to 1255 code for a protein of 289 amino acids.
UGGGGAGUUCAAAAGUGUCCCUGUGCAUCUCAGGACCGGCGUGUAAAAGUCUAUGGAUAAGUUUCAGAUGACGUCACCACCGUCCCAGGAUUUCCGUCAUAACUCUUCGACCAAUCAGAUAAAUUAACGAUAGAAAAAAAAAAAAAAACAACUUCAGGUUUCACCUAUGACCCGUGAUCUCUGACCUGUGAUACGAAAGAUGGCGGCCGUCGCAAGGCUUGACGGGUAGUUGGAACUAUUCGGCCGAAUUAUGGCUGAACGUCCUUGGUCAAUGUAAGCCACCAGUUGAGCUGGCAUCCUGAAUAUCUAACGUUGAAUCUUCAGCUCAUUGUUCGCUUAAAACAAAACAAAACAAACAAAAAAAUAUAUAUAUAUAUAUAUAUAAAUGUUCCGAGCGAAGCGAGCCGUUAAGGCAAGGGCAGACACGCCGUUUAGGGGGCCCCUCAAACGGGGACACGAUGGGGGACGUCACCCACAUAAAAAGUUGAAAGCGAUGUCGAUGGAGGAACUCGAAGAUGGCGCCGUUGCAGGGGCUGGUCACGUACGGUUUCAGCCAAGCGGCGACAUCAGGCCAAUAACAUCAACAUCAGGAACAGCAACAGCAGCGGGAGUUGAGAGAGUCGGGCAUGUCAGUUUGGGUCAUCCCAGGUGUCAUGUGAGACCUAGCCCGCCUCAAACGGGCCCAACCGGUACAAUAUCGGAGAACUCGAGUGACUCCACGGACUACGAUGACGUCUGCGACUCCUCCACCUCCAGCAGUGUCCCUUCCCCGGAGGUCUUCCGGCACGACAGUUACGGUAUGCCUGAUUUCUUCUCUGAGGAUGUCCCCGCCACGCCGGUUGACCAGAAACACCAGGUGAAGAACUCCACCUUACGAGGAAGCGCCCGUGUCGCGAGUGGCCGAAGGCAUCAGCACGCCUCCGUCUCCACCGUCCUAUAUGCCUCGCCCCACACAAACACCCAGAUGAGUAACAAGGGAGCGAUCGCGGACAAUCUUCAAACCUCUCGGGACAAGGCCUUGAGGGGGAAAUCCCCGAAAUCCGCCCUCGCCAGGAGGCCCGUCUCUUGCAGGAAGAUCCAGCGCUUCAAAAGUCCUGUUGUUGCCAAGGAGGAGGCGUCAAGUCCGUGCAAGAAGCAGAAUCCCAGAGUGGACGGCGAAGCCACGUUUUUCGAAUUUGACAACGACUCCGUGAGAAAGGAGUUCUUUCGGCAAGCGCGAGAGCGGCACGCCAAACUCAUCGGUUUCUCCAUGUAGGUUGUACAACCGUCCGUCCUGUGAUGCCCAAUAUCAAAUGUAAUUAUGAUGUGUCACGAGCUUAAAUCGAAAGAAGGAAAAUGUUUCUGCAGUUUGACUAUUUUAAAGUACUCAUCGAGUAAAAAUAAAUUGUGACAGUUAUAAGAAGGUUUGUGCUGCCAAAUAGCUUUAAGUGGACAUUGACAACACGCCGGUCAUCUUUGAUAGCUAGCUAAGGACGAAAAGUACAAAAUGCUUAAGUACUGACGCAGAUGUCUUACUUGUAAAAGUCCGCCUGUAAAAAUAAAUAAAUAAAUAAAUUUGAAAAAAAGAAAGUUUGGGGUUAAGUUUGGAUUAGACUUGUGUGAUGGUUAAAAUUGAUAUUCGGGUUAGCGAUAGGUGCUACCUGCGCAUUUCGUGUUUUUGCAGUAGCUAGUUGCGCAUGCGUUGGAGAGAUCCUGUGGGCACUGCAAAAAUUGCCUUGAUAUUGCCUACAGAUAUCAGACAUAAAAUUUCAUAGUAAAUUCCUGGUUGCUGUUACCUUCACAUGAAAGAGCCGUUAGUUUUAUUCACUUGCAUCCAGGGGUUCCAUCCAAAGUGUUGUAAAGUUUCUGUUUCAAGUCGUGUAAAUGAAAUAACUUGCUGUAAAAUAAACAGUCUCUUUGGGACGUUAUAUGGUGUAUUUCUGUGAAUAAACGAGACACAAAAUAAAUUGUUGUCAGAUAAAUACA